This is a messenger RNA of Dipodomys spectabilis (banner-tailed kangaroo rat), 268 nucleotides long. It is a transcript of the gene Spag11b, whose product is annotated as sperm associated antigen 11B. Gene Ontology annotation, biological process: antimicrobial humoral immune response mediated by antimicrobial peptide. Bases 38 to 268 code for a protein of 76 amino acids. The record is from RefSeq and is a predicted model, not a curated record. Gene Ontology annotation, cellular component: extracellular region. NCBI's taxonomy places the organism in Eukaryota, Metazoa, Chordata, Mammalia, Rodentia, Heteromyidae. The transcript has 2 exons.
AACAGAAAGGCACAGAGGUCCAAGGGACCCCUAAAAAAUGAGGAUCCUCUUUUUUUUUGCUGCUUUCUUCUGUUGUUUGGUCCAGAAAAGCUCAGAAGAUCUCCCGCCUGGAAUUAGAGACACUGUCUGCCUGAUGCAACAUGGGCAAUGCAGACUUUUUUUCUGCCAUUUUGGCGAGAGAAAGAGUGACAUUUGCUCUGAUCCCUGGAAUCGAUGCUGUGUCCCCUACAUGAGUGAAGAAGGAAACAGAUUUCCGUACCAGGCAUGA